Molecule: messenger RNA, 2366 nt
Organism: Colletes gigas
Lineage: Eukaryota; Metazoa; Arthropoda; Insecta; Hymenoptera; Colletidae
Product: protein mab-21-like
Exons: 1
Coding region: 307-1404 (365 amino acids)
Source: RefSeq, a predicted model, not a curated record
UAGAACGGGCCGGUGGUCUGUCUGUCGUCGCGCGCGCGGAACACCUCGAGUUGCGCUCGUUCCGCGUACAACACCUGCCGAUUGCUCGGUCUCGUGCACUCGAUUCCCAUUCGUGACAUUUCGACAGUGCCGUAGCCCGCGAACGCGACAGAAUCGGGAAGAAAACAACGCAACAACAUGGACGAUAACAAAACGCUGAUAGAGACAACGACCCUCGUCCACGCGACGCAACGAGGUUGAUCUCCCCCCAAAGAAACCGAAACGCUGCCGAAAGGUACCCGCGAACAUAGAGCGAAACGCAGCGACAUGUUGCUACCCCAAGACAUGAUGGCAGCCCAGUCGAAGAUGCUCUAUCAGAUGAACAAGUACUACGGCGAACGGGUGCAGGCCCGCAUGGGCCAGGUUCAAAAGACCAUUCGGGAAGUGUGCAAGGUGGUGCAGGACGUGCUGAAGGAGGUGGAGGUUCAAGAGCCGCGGUUCAUAUCGUCUCUGACCGAGUGCAACGGCCGCUACGAGGGCCUCGAGGUAAUCUCGCCCGGCGAGUUCGAGGUGGUCCUCUACCUGAAUCAGAUGGGUGUGUUCAACUUCGUCGACGACGGCACCCUGCCGGGCUGCGCCGUUCUGAAGCUCAGCGACGGACGGAAGAGGUCCAUGUCGCUCUGGGUCGAGUUCAUCACCGCCUCCGGUUACCUGUCCGCCAGGAAGAUACGUUCGCGAUUUCAGACCCUGGUGGCACAGGCAUGCGACAAGUGCACCUACAGAGACUCCGUGAAGAUGAUAGCGGACACGACGGAAGUGAAGCUUCGGAUCAGAGAGAGAUACGUGGUGCAGAUCACGCCAGCGUUCAAAUGCUCGGGCGUAUGGCCGAGAUCGGCGGCCCACUGGCCGAUCCCCCACAUACCCUGGCCGCAUCCGAAUCUCGUGGCCGAGGUGAAAACCGAGGGCUUCGAUCUAUUAUCCAAGGAGAGCGUGGCCCUGCAAGGCAAACAAUCCGCCAUGGAGGGCGACGCUUGGGUUCUCUCGUUCACGGAAGCUGAGACCAGACUGCUACACGGGGGCUGUCGCAGAAGAUGCUUGAGUAUACUGAAGACUCUAAGGGACAGACACCUAGAUCUUCCUGGCAACCCAGUUUCCAGCUACCACAUGAAGACGCUGUUGCUCUACGAAUGCGAGAAGCAUCCCCUCGAGACAGAGUGGGACGAGGGGAGUCUGGCGGACCGCAUCAACGGCAUCUUCCUGCAGCUGAUAUCCUGCCUUCAAUGUCGAAGGUGUCCUCAUUACUUCCUGCCUAACUUGGAUCUGUUCAAGGGGAAGUCGCCCAGCGGGCUGGAGAACGCCGCGAAGCAAGUGUGGAGACUCUCCAGGGAGUUGCUCACGAACAGUCGUGCUUUGGAGAAGCUUUAGCCGGAAACCGUGUUGCCUGGCUAGGGCAUGGGAGUUUCGCGCGUUCGGAACGUUGCUUUCGCGGCAGUUUCCUUUUAUCCGCUUUUAUACCCUCGCCGCAAACGUGGACGGUCCGCUUUCACCCGUUAUUUUCUACUUGCUUGAACGUAUCGGGCUAGGAAGAUCGUGUAACCGCGCCUCGACACUUAAUCCCUUGCCUCGCGAUUUAAUUUGAGACGCAGCGUGUCUCGGUGAGAGAAAAAUUUGAAAAACAAAACAGAAUCGCGUUCGACGGGCAUCGGCUGCUCUCACGUUCGCGUGAAUUCCACAAUUCCAUCGAUCUCUACAGAAUUUUGUACGUAAAUUACAACAGUGGCCGGCGGCAGAUGAACAAUUAAGUGUUGAACGUGUUAUUCCUCUUCUUGUUCGGUAAACGUCAAGCUUCGAUUGGCGUACAGGCGCGCUUCGUGUCCGGUGCAAUAUGAAGUUAUGUUUUUUCGCGCGAAAACUAUUGUUGCUAGGUUUUAGUUUCCUAUAUCGCGUGACCGAAAUCGAUUCAUGGGAGGGAACAUUAAAUUUUCAUCGAACCAAUCGUGGACGUCGAUCGAGUUGGUCGAUGAUCGACGAUCCACUCGAAAAUAUCGAUCACCGUGUUUUUAUACGACCGAAGCUUCCGCUUGAAACUGGAAUCUCCGCGCUUACUAACGCAGAUUAAACUGCCACGCACUCGAGCGCCGAAUCGUCGACAUAGCGUUACAAUAUUACGAGCGAUUAAUUAACUACUCCGUUAGCUACUCUUACCUGUUUAAUAUGGCUGAUGUGAAUAUCGUCGUGUGAUCCGUUGUCGUUAUUAAUCUAAUGUUUAUAAUCGGUUAGCAGCGAGAGCUUCCGACGGUAGUUGGACACUACGCAUUGUUAUAUGUACAUACUUUUUUAUAUUAUUUAAACGAUAUUUAUUUUUACUCGAAUCGCUGUUCGAACAC